Messenger RNA from Capsaspora owczarzaki ATCC 30864, 1496 nucleotides. RefSeq lists its product as hypothetical. The transcript is spliced from 2 exons. Lineage: Eukaryota; Filasterea; Ministeriida; Capsasporidae. The record is from RefSeq and is a predicted model, not a curated record. Bases 1 to 1413 code for a protein of 470 amino acids.
AUGCGUUCGACGCGCGGACUGGCGCAGGGCCAGCAAGCUCAAGCUCAAGCUCAAGGGCAGCAGCAACCUCAAGCACAAGGGCAGCAGCAGGCGCAGACGGCGGGCCGACCGCUGCCAUCAACCCAGCCAACGGUGGACCUCGCCGCCCUCGCAGCCGCUCUGCCGCAGAUUGGACAGCUGUGGCAGAACAACCUGACUGACGCGGGCGAUGUGCAUGGCGACGCCCAAGCGCGAGGCCAACGCGCCUAUGCAAACCAGCAGGCAGCGCUGCGGCUCCAGGCGUCUUUGCAACAGCGAGCUCAAUCUCAAUCUCAAUCUCAAUCUCAAUCUCAAUCUCAAUCUCAAUCUCAAUCUCAAUCUCAAUCUCAAGCUCAAGCUCAAGCUCAUGGAAAUGCUCAGCUCGGACUGCCGAACGACCUCGGCGGAUUUGUCAGCUUGUUGACCGAAGCCGCGCUGUUGCCGAAAGCGGAGUUGAUGAAUGUUGCGCGUGCCAACAAUGCGAAUGCAGCGAGAGCAUCGUCAUCACCCCAGUUUGGUCAAUCGGCUGCUCCACCUGCUGCCACGGCCAGAACAAGUGCUGCUUCAGGAAACACAGGUGCUGCUGGAGGAUGUGCCUCGGGCGUUUGUCCCGCUCCAACGCAGCCUGGCGCAGGCCUUGCAGCGCUGCUCGCCAACCCGGCAGUGGCGCAGUUUGCCAACGAUCUCGUUGUGCGCAAGCUGCACGAGAGGGCGGCGGCUGCCACGAGUGCCGGUGCUGGUGCCGGUGGCGGCCAGACCGGAGAUCUGCCUCCGUUGGACACGUUCCUCCAGCUGCUUGCGACAGAGCCCCAGCGCCUGUGGGAGCGCAUCCAGUGGCGGGCUUCCGUGGAAGAAGCCGCACGCGAGAGUCGAGCCACCGGGCGACCCAUUUUCAUCGAGCUCAUCGUUGGACGCUACGGCCAGCAGCAGUCAACCGUAGUAGGCCCGUUGAGCUGCGAGCGCGUGAGCGACGCCAUCAACGAAUUCUGCAUUCCCGUGGCCAUCAAUGUGACGCGCGAAGGCUUCCCGGUCAACCACAUCCCAGCGCUUCGCUUUGCCGAGUCCAUCUACCAGACCAACUGGCGAUUUGAGUUUGGCUUUGCGUCCUGCUUCAUUGUGGACGACACUGGUGCCAUUCCGCUGGGUGUUGCCAGCAACAGCCAGGUGACCAAGACUCCGCGGGCAGUGUACGAGCGCGAGUACCUUUUGUUCAUUGUGGAGGCGCUGGAGCGAUUCAAGUCGCUCCAGGCCAUUCGUCGUGGCAAUCUGGGUGAGCUCCGCACGUUUGCCGCCAGCCUGAUGCAAGAGUUUUCUCGUCGUGCCAGCCAGAUGGCCCAGCAGCGUCAGCAAUUUGAAGGGUUUGCGCAGCGUCAUCCUCAGCUGCGACAACUGUAGAUGGCUUUUUUUUGUUGUUGUUGUUGUUGUUGUUGUCUUCCCUUCCUUCUUGACUAGUGUGGAUUUGGCUCUGGGUGUAACGC